Messenger RNA from Caenorhabditis auriculariae, 5409 nucleotides. The record is from the annotation of a GenBank genome assembly. NCBI's taxonomy places the organism in Eukaryota, Metazoa, Nematoda, Chromadorea, Rhabditida, Rhabditidae.
AUGACGUAUAAGUCUGCGCCUAAUCGACCAUUCCAGGUAUAAUCGAUUCAAAAAUCAGGACUAACAAGUUCAAAAUAUAUCCGCUCGAUAUUUCUCUCCAGUUGCUCUAGAUCUCCUAAUCGGGACUUCCGCGUUUUUCAGUGAUAGAAUUGUGGAAAUAUCAUGAAGCUGGAAGUUUUUCUGAAAAAAAAUAAACCAAUCUUGCGCUUUCUUUCUUAUCCCUUUUUCGUAUUGUUUAUGUCUUCUGGCUGAGGUUCCAGUUCAUUUUGUUCUUUUCUCUUUUUGUUUAUGUCGCUUCGAUUUACGUGUUUCCACCAAGUCGGACGAAUGCUAAUUUUCUAUACAUCUCAGUUUUUGUAGAAUUUUUUUUGACGACGGCGUUUGGUCUUUUUCCUUGUUCUCAAGGAAAAAGUCGAACUAGACUAUUGAUGCGUCUUCGUUUCAUCAAUAGUUCUGGCAAACUGUACAGCUUAAUAGUUUCAUUAUUUUUAUUGAAGGUAAGAUUUCAGUUUGAUUCAGUUGAAUAACUAGCACUUGUACGGAAAAAUCUCCGGAAGAGAGAAAAUUUGUUUCAAAGAACGAUAAAUUCUCUGAAAUAGGUCUCCGGAGUUCCGGUAGUGUUGGAAACCCGCCUGGGCGACAUCAAAGGCGACGAGUUCUUCUUUCUUUCUCGGAAAAUUCGAUCCUUUCUCAGGUUUCCUUUUUUCAAACCACAUUGAAAAUCAUUGAAGAAAGUUUUUUUUUCUUUGUCUAACAGUCUCUCAAGAUUUUUCGAAGAAGUAUCUGGAACGUUGACUUUUUAUCAGUUUCAGGUAUUUUCUUCCAGCUUUUUGAGAGAAGAAUUCACUCCAAAAACCGGUAGCAGUAUUCAUAAAAAAUUAGUUUGUAGACUUUUAUAAACUGUGUCGAAGCUGUAUAGCAAUAGCUUCAGAAUUUUACCUAGAGUAAAGCAAUUUUGAAGAUGUUUUUUUGUAAUGAGCAAGUUCUGAAACUACAUACGCGCAACAGAAAUGAUCGACUCCUAAAUUUUAGAGUAAGUUAUAAGGCGUUUCAUGCAAGUCUUGUUAUUAAGGUCGUUCUCGAGUACCACAUAUGUCAGAAACGAAAAUUUCGACUACAAUCAUUGGAUAACUUUCGAGUAGAUGCUUUGUUUCAUUUUCAUGCUUUCUUUGAAGUGUGCCGUUCGCCGAGCCGCCCGUCGAGCUGCAGCGCUUCCAAGUGGCGAGGCCGAAGCGAGCCUGGCCGUCGAUUCUGGAUGCAACGAAGCCUUCGCCAGCAUGUUUCCAGGUGAUCUCGGCCAUUGCUAGGGCUAUCUCCGGGAGUUUUUCAGUUGCGCGACGACUACAACACUUCGUUCUGGGGCUCCGAGAUGUGGAACGCCAACACUCCGAUCAGCGAGGAUUGUCUUUACCUGAAUAUUUGGGCUCCUGCCGAAGCCUAGUGGGUUUCUUGAAUGUUUGCCCUACUCUUUCAUUGCAGCAACCUCGCCGUGAUGGUCUGGCUCUUCGGUGGCGGAUUUUACUCGGGAAGUCCUUCCCUGGAGCUUUACGACGGCAGGGUGAGCAAGCUAUAAAUUCACAGCAAAAAAAAGUUCUCUUAUUCGUUUUCAUUUCAGUUUCAUUUUUCUUUUCAAUUCCAUUUUUUCUCAGGCACUAGCUUCGGCCGGCAACGUAAUUGUGGUGAACGUCAAUUAUCGUCUUGGACCCUUCGGAUUUCUUUAUUUGGACCACCCGGACGUUCCUGGCAAUAUGGGGCUCCUAGACCAGGUUUUUUUUUUUGAUUUGUUCAAUCACUCAAAAGUUUUAGAAAGUAUCUCAUGAUGAAUCCUUGGUUCUAGGUUUCAGUUGAGAAAGCUGCAUUACGUAGAAGCGAGGAACAUAAAUUUUGUACCGAAUCUUUUGAUGAUCCAGAAUAACACUUGUGAACAGACGCAGAUCAACUACAACACAGAUCGUUGCGAAGAACAAAAUUGAAAAAAGAAUUCGAAUUUGACAUUAGUUUACAUGACGAGAAAGGAACAACAAAGCCAAGAGAACUCUUUUCGGAUAUUCAGAACCAGGGCGAGUAGUUACUCAAAGGCGAUAAUAAAUGGCCCUCUUGUGUAUUCACACAUGUUGCCCUUUCACUUUUUUUCCUCUCAUACCAAAAACUUUUGAUUCGAUCAAGAAAGAAGUUUUUCUUCGAAAAUUUUGAUGACUUUCUUGAACCGGAAAAUUCCCUAUUUUUUGUUUUUGUCUUGUUGAUGUUUUCGUCGGCCACUCCAAAACAUACCCUUAUUUGGAGAUGAAUUGAAUUUAAAAAUGAGAGAAGAAAUUUGAGGAGAUUCGGCGGGAAAUUCAGACGCCCAAAAUAAUGGUUAUUCUUCUAUUUUCCAGCAAAUGGCUCUGCAUUGGAUUCGCGACCACAUUUCAGCUUUUGGCGGCGAUCCUGGAAAAGUUCGUUCGGAAAAUCUCACUUUUUUCUUUCUUCAAGCUGUUUUUUCCUCUAAAUCUAAUAAAAUUGUGAAUUAGUUUAAUGCUCGGAAAUCUUUCCGAGUUGAUUGAAUCGUUUCACGUAACUUGAGCAAUAAGUAGCAAUGUUGAGGUUUGCUUGUUUGGCGAAUCGGCCGGAGCCGCUUCCAUCGUCGCUCAUCUCAUCGCCCCAGCUUCUCGAGGGUUUUUCAAAUUUUAGCACUUGGAAGGAGAAAUAAUCUUUUUGCUAACCAUUUUUAUCGGUUUCGUCAAGCUGUAAGUUUGGAAUUUUAAAAAAAAUCGAACUGAACGCCCUUUUUAUGGCUUGCCAUGAAAAAAACACGUUUUUUUAGUUCAAGAAAAAAACUUUGGAAAAAAAUAUAUAAAAUCCUGAUUUCUCUUUUUUUCAUGGCUCAACCAACAGUUUGUCUCUUUAGAAUUUUUUUAGCUUGAAGUUUAAAAAAACAAAAAAAUAAUAAAAAAAUAAAAAGAUACCUUGAUUGGCAGAUUAUUCGGAAACGCUAUCCUGCAGUCGGGGUCGCUGGACAAUAAAUGGGCGAUGGAUUCGCCAAGUCGCGCCAAACAGAAGUCGCUCGAGUUGACGCGACUCGUCGGCUGUGAGAAGUCCAACGUAAAUGAGUUUUUUGGAGUUUUUGAGUUUGUUGCUUAAUAAAAAUAGAGUCUUAUUGUAUCAGAAUGCACAAUGUCAAUCGGAAACAUCUCUCAGAUGGAGCUGACGGUGUCAUGCCUUCGUCUGGUCCCGGCGCAGCUUCUGAUGCGGCACACGUGGCAACUGAAACUCGCCUUCCUCGAGUUCCCGUUCGUCGCCGUCUCCCGGCACGAGCUGCCAUUCUCAGGCCCCAGUCAACAGCCUUUUCAGCGACCGCCACUUUUUCCGUCACAACGACGCGCUCGUAUCGUUGCGUCGUCUCAACUUCGCCUCCGUCGACGUCAACCUCAUGAUCGGCAUGAACAGGGACGAAGGUCGGUUCCAACUUUUUUAUAGUUCCUGUUUAUUUCUCGAAAUAGAUCGGUAAUUGUCUGAAACUUCUCAACCAAACGGCAAUUAUUCAAGCUGGAUUAUCUUUCAAACUUUUCAACAAUUUUUUUAUAUCUUUCAAACUUUUUCAACAAUUUUUUUCGUUGGUUUUAGCUUUAAGAUGAAAUUUUUUUGAAAAAAAUUAAGCUCAUCGUACUGUACUGUCAGAUAAUUUCAGGCUCAAAAAGAUUCUAUAAGAUUCAAUUUCUCUUCGUUGUCUUUUUCAUUCUCUGACCGUCAUUUCUAACCGCUGAAAUCACUUUGAACGUGGCAUAAAACGACCACAUGCAAAAAGGAUGAUGUAUAUAAAAUAAAGAUAGAGAAAAGACACGUGUUCCGACUGGCUCAUGCCAAGUAACCCUGUCAUGUAGUUUUUUCAACCGUUCAUUCUAUACAUCCGCGACUCUUUGAUCGUCCUUGAAUUUUUGUAGAACUAGAGGUGAUGCCCUGUUUUAGUUAUGACUCUUUCGAUAAAUGAAAUGGAAAUAACGUGUUGACCUCUUGCAGGCAGCUCCUGGAACAUCUACCACUUGGGAGACUUUUUCGACACUGCCGAGCACCCUCUUUUGAGCAAGUAACGAGUUUUUCUUUUGUCAAAAUCAAAAUUCCUCAAAAGUUCUAGCUGCUGGGAACAUGGAAAAUGAACUUCAAAAAAAAAAAACCUAAAUAGGGUAAUUCUGAAUCGGCAGGAAAGAAUAGUUUUGAAGUUUGAAUUUUCGAGCUGUCGUUUAUAUUGUAGUUAGGAUCAAUCGACAAUAAAUCUCAAAAAAGUUCAUUCAUAAGAAUUUAUGUGUUAGAUUUUUUUCAUUUAUCUCGGAAAUUAAUUUUUCAUUUUUUUCUAAAUUCAGGGACUAAUUAAGUUUUGAAGCUAUCCGUUUUCCAAACUUUUUUAGUUUUCUUUUUCACUGAGAAAACACGCAGUUAUUUGAUAAUUUUCUCUUCACAUCCUAACUUGAACAGCACAAAAAAAAAGUCUGCGCCUUCAACCAGUUUAAAUAUUUUGGAUCCGACUUCGAAACGUGUGUGGACCGAGUUUUGGGCGUUCAACCAGACAUUGUUCGCUCUGCGGCUAAGUUCAUCUACGGCGACGAGAAAUGCACGUUUUCGGACAAGAAGAACCGUUUCUACGCCCAGCAGGUGAACAACGUCGUCGGAGACUACUUCUUCACCUGCGACAGUCUUUGGCUCGCUAGAGAAGUUUGGAACUUAGAGAGAAGUCGCACAAUACUGAGUCACAGUAUGCAAACAACAGAAGAAUAAAAGGCCGGGUCUACGUCUAUUAUUUUGCGCAGUCUUCCAGGUAAUAACUUUCGGCGAUUCUUUUUUUUUAAAUGAAAAAUAAUUGAAUUUAAGUACGAAUCCAUGGCCGAAAUGGGUCGGAGCGAUGCACGGAUACGAGAUCGAGUUUGUCUUUGGCCUCCCGUUGCACGUCGAGACUUACAAACGACGGGAAGCUAUUCUUUCUCGGAAAGUCGUUCAGUUUUGGACUUCAUUUGCUACAUCAGGGUUUGCUGAGCAAGAAAUCGGCCUCAAUAGCGUUUCUUCUGUAGCUCAUACUUUGAAAUUUAAGAAGACCUCGAUUGGAUGUGCCUAAACGUACGGAGUCCUGGUCGGAGUAUGACGGUGUCAAUAACACAAAGUCAGUUUCUUACCAAAUAUUGAGAAGCUGGAGUCCUAUCAGAUGGAUGAUGCUGAAAAGUGGGUCCAACGUGCGGCUGAUAGAGGAGAAGAAACGUUCGCAGUGCACCUUCUGGAGACGCGUAAAAGACGCCGAGUACUCGACCUACCGUAAGCCUUUUUCCACCCGACAAAUGGGAACGUUUUGCAGUAACCGAGACGUACUCUCCGAAGGCCAGUGGAUCUCGCCAAUUUCUCUUUUAUUUUCUCUUUUUAUUUCCUUUCUUUCUGACGCGCAUUUGA